Punica granatum (pomegranate) is the source of this 1186-nucleotide messenger RNA. NCBI's taxonomy places the organism in Eukaryota, Viridiplantae, Streptophyta, Magnoliopsida, Myrtales, Lythraceae. The record is from RefSeq and is a predicted model, not a curated record.
CUCUGCACUCAGCUCUGCUACUCUCCGUCCCGUCUCCAAUGGCGCUCUUCUCCUCAGUCAGUGCUGCUGCUUCACUCUCAGUGUCCGUACAAACCAAUCGUUGCCCACUGACAAAUUCGCAGCAGCGCCGGCGGUUCUCGAGCAUAGUCGCUUCACUAAGCUCAGCAGCUUCAUCUCCCGAAUCGUCGCCUUCCUCCACGUCCUCCAACCCGACCGUCUUAUCUUCCAGUUCCAAUCACCCGCACCAGUCCUUCUCGGAGCCUACCACCGGCAGGCCCCACGAUUCGAGCUUCAACAACGCUCUCGCUAGCCCUAAAGGCAAUCUGCUCCUAAGGCUCAUCCAGUCCGCGGAGUCGAACAUUGAAAAGGUGAUCUUUGACUUCCGCUUCCUGGCACUUCUAGCAGUUGGAGGUUCACUCGCCGGUUCGGUAUUAUGUUUUCUGAAUGGUAGCGUCUACAUCAUUGACGCCUACAAGGUUUACUGGACAAGCUGUGUCAAAGGGAUCCACACUGGGCAGAUGGUUCUGCGAUUGGUUGAGGCAAUUGAUGUGUAUUUAGCUGGUACAGUGAUGCUAAUAUUCGGAAUGGGCUUAUACGGAUUAUUCAUCAGUAACGUGCCUCCUGAUGUCCAACCCGCUGUUGAUCGUGCUCUCAAGGGCUCUUCUCUGUUCGGGAUGUUUGCUUUGAAGGAGAGACCCAAGUGGAUGAAAAUCAGCUCGCUGGAUGAGCUGAAGACUAAAGUCGGUCAUGUGAUUGUGAUGAUCUUGCUGGUCAAGAUGUUUGAGAGAAGCAAGAUGGUGAAUAUCGCUACUGGUACCGAUCUGCUGAGCUACUCUGUCUGCAUAUUCUUGUCAUCCGCUUCUCUCUACAUCCUUCACAAUCUUCACAAGUCGGAGUAGCUUUCCUUCUGCAAUCCUCAACCAUUUUAUUAGUCAAAAUAGUCUGUACUGGCUUAUGGUGUACAUCUUGGAUGCCUUGUGUAACCUAGUCGUGCCAAGCCCACUAUGAUCUAUACUUAUCUGUAACAUAGGAUCGUUUGUAGAGAAAAUUGCUAAGGCUCUCGCACUUUUCUUAAAUUAUCGUAACUAUUACGAUGUACUAUAUGUAUAACGAUAAAAGGCGUGGAAGUUUUACCUGUAUAAGAGGAAACACAGUUUCGAUGCAGAAGGAUGAAACGGUUUGAUAA